AUGUUCUUCAUAACUACAACCGUAGAAAUAAUGUCGUUUGUGGAAUUAUCGUUCAACAAAAAAAAACCAUGGAGAAAUAUAGAGCGUCAGUUUGUUCCGUCUUCUGCUAGCAACAAUCUUGACAUUGAUUGGCUACCACAUACUUAUACUAUUUCAGCGUCAUCCUUGUGCGGACUCCUUGUUGAAUCCUAUGAUCCAAAUGAAUACGUUUCAAAGAUUUUAUUUGUUAUCAAACCAACGACUACAGAUUUCAAAUGGAUACCGUUUCCGAUCUCUGAAUACACUACGGUAAAGUUUGCUUUGGUAGUUAUCAGUUCGAACUCGUUACAUUUCAAGGUCAUUCGAUUGUCAUACAUAAAGCCAUCUGAUAUGCUUAAGGAAAAAGUAGACUACGAUUACUACAAGAUAGAAUUGUUUUCAUCUACUACAUGGCAAUUGAGGGAAUUUUAA
Molecule: messenger RNA, 450 nt
Organism: Lactuca virosa
Lineage: Eukaryota; Viridiplantae; Streptophyta; Magnoliopsida; Asterales; Asteraceae
Source: the annotation of a GenBank genome assembly